GACGGAGGAGGGGCUUCUGCUGACCAUCCGCGACAGUUCAACUGGCCGCAACAUGGAGGCUGACAACACCGCCAACAACAUCCUGGCCUCUGUCAAAGAACAGAACUGUACGCAGAUUGGACUUCCUUCACUCAUCUUGUGGAAAAUUGAAAUGUAAUAAGCUUGACUACGGGCUAUUGGUUGUUUAUUGCCUGCAGUCAUGGCCUGGCAUGCAUGAAUGGACAACCAGGAAGAUCAUCUCUAGCAGCACGCCUGUGGAGGGACAUGCCCUCUGACUCACUCCAUCCAUGCCUGUCUCUCUGUGAUUCAUCCACACUCCCUUCUGUCACAUACACACUCUCCUUUCCUCUUUGGCUUUGCUCCAGCUCUCUAUAUUCUUGGGAAUCCGGCACAAGGCAAACCAGGCUAAAGAGUUUUUGCUCAUUAUUAAUGAUGUUAAUUUUCCUCUAUGACAUCCGACAUACCUUUCUAUUUCCCGAGUGACACUUUAGUUGAGCUGAAAUUAAAUGCGUUCUCUGGUAUUUAUUAGUGACUGACUCAGAGAAGUGUCAUUUAGGCUUACUGCAGGAAAAUGGGUAUUGUUUACAGGAGUAAGGAAGGAAGGAAGGAAAGAAGGAGGGAGCACCUGUCGAUGUCACUUCCUUCCCUAGAGUAUUCCUCAGUGGCUCGUCCGGUUAGAGCAGAUCUCAUGCAGGCGAGCAGGAAGAGCGAGUAGCUUCCCUGAGCCGUUGCUUUUCAGAGCGACUGGCUCAGAGGGGAUUCCUGCUUAAGAGUAGAGACUGCAAAAUGAUCAUUCUACUCAGUAUUUAGCAGAGUUGGCGAGGCAAAGCAGAGGGUGAGUGAUAAUGUAAAGAUGGAGGAGGUCAGACUGGGCUAGUGUGAGGGUUUUUUCUUCUCUCUGUGCUUUUGCGCGAGGCUUUCCUGUGAUUGUUGAGAGGCAGACCUUCGAGGGAUCUUGCUGUCGCUGUAAACAUGCAAGUCUGCUGUGCUGUAGCUGUGGUCGUGGUUAGGGCUGGGGCUUAGGAUGACUGAGUGUUUGGAGCUCCAGUUCGAGCGGCUAACCAGGGAGCUGGAAGUGGAGAGGCAGAUUGUGGCCAGUCAGCUGGAAAGAUGCAGACUCGGGGCCGAGUCGCCAGGCGCUGGUAGCAGCAGCUCAUCUGAGAAGUCCCUGCCUUGGAGGACUGCAGAUGCCUCUGCCUCAGGGGAAGCCAAAUCUCGGGUGACUGACAGCUCCCAGUCGCCCAGCUACCGCAUCAAGACUGAGUCAGAGCAGGUGUCUCUGUACUCCCCGGAGCAGUCCUCCCUCCAUGAAAGUGAGGGGUCCACGGGGAAUUCACGUAGCUCCACUCAGAUGAACUCGUACUCGGACAGCGGCUACCAGGAUGCCAGCAGCGGCUACCACAGCAGCCAGAAUCUGGGCAAGGCUGAGUUGAGGAUGCAGCACUCCUUCCCCGGCGCUGGCACUGGUACCCUAGUGAGGAAUGCCAGGGCCGAGGGCCAGGCUUCUGCCCAGGUUCCAGCAGUGACAACAGCAGUGCCUGGCCGUGCUAUGCGGAGGGUCAGCUCAGUGCCUUCUCGCUCUCACUCGCCAGCCUACACUAGCAGUAUGUCCCCCUCCCGCGGUUCCCUGCGUACCUCAGUUGGCAGUGCCUACGGCUCCCCCAUCGUAACCGAACCCAAACCCCUCUCCAGCAUCUUCUCCACAACCUUGCCCUCUGCCCAGCGCAGCAGUAGCACCGGCGGGGGUGGCAGCGGCUCGCCCUACACCACACAGAAAAACUCCCCUGCUGCACUGCGGCGCAUGGGCUCCACGAACUCGCGAUCGGGCAGCGCCAGCCGCACAACCUCACCCUAUCAGGCCUCUGCGAGUUCAACUUCAGGCCGUGUGGGCUCGCCUCUGACGAUGGUGGAUGGGGUCAACCCCCCACUGACCAAGCAGCCUGGUCACUCGUCGUCUCCGGUCAGGGCCACAAUGACCGCUGUGCCCCAGCACUACAGCUCCACUCUGCCUCGCUCCAUGCUCCACAACACCGACCCCUAUGGACCCCAGAGUUACGACAUUUACGAGAGGAUGACGCGACCUGACAGCCUCACAGGAGUACGGAGCUCAUAUGCCAGUCAGCACAGCCAGCUGGGCCAGGACUUAAGGUCAGCCAUAUCGCCAGACCGCCACAUCGCACCAAUCUACGAGGAUCGGACGUUCCAGGGCCCAUUGUACCGCAGCCCAAGCCACACCCAGGGGGGCACCCUCUACAGGAGCACCUCAGGUGUAGGGAGUCUCCAGCGGACACCCAGCCAGCGCAGUACCAUGAUCUACCAAAGAAACAACUAUGCUCUCAACAACACAGCCACCUAUGCCGACCCGUACCGCUCAGCACAGUACCGGCCCUCCGAUCCCAACUACGCUCGGCAGGCGGUUGUCGUGGACGAUGGUGCCACUCGCUCACCCUCGAUAGACAGCAUUCAGAAGGAUCCAAGGGAGUUUGCGUGGCGUGACCCAGAGCUGACAGAGGUGAUUCACAUGCUGCAGCACCACUUUCCUUCCGUGCAGGCCAACGCAGCUGCAUACCUGCAGCACCUGUGCUAUGGCGAUAAUCGGAUUAAGACAGAGGUGUGUCGACUGGGAGGAAUUAAACACCUGGUGGACCUUCUAGACCACAAGGUCCUUGAGGUCCAGAGGAAUUCUUGUGGAGCCGUAAGGAACCUCGUUUAUGGCAAAUCAAUGGAUGAAAACAAGAUCGCUGUGCGGAAUGCAGGAGGAAUCCCAGCUCUGCUCCGCCUGCUGAGAAAGACUGUAGAUGCAGAAGUGCGGGAGCUUGUCACAGGAGUGCUGUGGAACCUGUCGUCGUGCGACGCUGUCAAGAUGACAAUCAUUCGGGACGCCUUAACGACUCUGACCAACACUGUGAUCAUCCCCCACUCCGGAUGGAGCAGCUCCACCUUCGACGAUGACCACAAGCUGAAGUUCCACUCCUCCCUGGUGUUGAGGAACACCACAGGCUGUCUGAGGAACCUGAGCUCAGCUGGAGAGGAGGCCAGAAAACAGAUGCGCAGUUGUGAGGGCCUCGUUGACUCACUACUGUAUGUCAUCAAAGCCUGUGUAAACACCUCUGACUUCGACAGCAAGAUUGUGGAGAACUGUAUUUGCACUCUAAGGAACCUGUCCUAUCGUCUGGAGCUGGAGCUGCCGCCGUCACGACUGAUAGGAGGGCAGGAGCUGGACGGCUUACUGGGCAAUGAGUCGCCCAGUAAAGAGGUGGAUUCCAGCUGCUGGGGCAGGAAGAAGAAGAAGAAAAAAAAGAGCUUGCAGGAAGAGACGUGGGACGGUGUGGGACCCAUCCCCGGCUUCUCAAAGUCUCCCAAGGGGGCAGAGAUGCUGUGGCACCCUGCGGUGGUGAAGCCUUACUUGACACUGCUGGCUGAGAGUUCAAAUCCCGCCACUCUGGAGGGCGCUGCUGGGUCUCUUCAGAACCUGUCAGCUGGCAACUGGAAGUUUGCAGCCUACAUUCGUGCAGCGGUGCGUAAGGAGAAGGGGCUGCCCAUCCUGGUGGAGCUGCUGCGGAUGGAUAACGACAGGGUGGUGUGUUCGGUCGCCACUGCUCUGAGAAACAUGGCGCUGGACGUGAGGAACAAGGAGCUCAUAGGGAAGUAUGCGAUGAGGGACCUGGUCAACCGUCUCCCCGGGGGGAACACCACCCUGCUGUCGGACGAGACCGUGGCUGCCAUCUGUUGCACCCUGCACGAGGUCACCAGCAAAAACAUGGAGAACGCCAAGGCCCUGGCCGACACGGGCGGCAUCGAGAAGCUGGUCAACAUCACCAAGGGCAGAGGAGACAGGUACUCUAUGAAGGUGGUUAAAGCAACUGCUCAGGUGCUGAACACACUGUGGCAGUACCGAGAUCUGCGUACUAUCUAUAAGAAAGAUGGAUGGAACCAAAACCAUUUCCUCACUCCAGUGUCAACACUUGAAAGGGACCGGUUCAAGUCCCAGCCCACCCUGCCCACCAGCACUAUUCAGAUGUCCCCGGUCAACCACCCUGCUGCCAGUGCCACGUCGUCUCCUGCCAUGCUGGGCAUCAAAGAGCAUAGAGACACUAUCAGAGAUUAUCAGAGAGCACAGUCAACUAUGCAAUUUUAUAAUUACCAAGGGGACAACACCAUCCAUAAAAAGCAGUAUACAGGGUCUGGACAGCCUUCUCCAUAUUACUAUUCUUCACCCACAAGAGAGGAGCCCAGAAGAACGCAGCCGAUGUAUUACACAGAGGAUCCGAGCCGGAGGAACUACGACACGUACAGAAUGUACUUGAAGCAUCCCCACGGCUACGAUGACUCUUACUUGGAGGAGGUCAUCACCUACCCGCCCACGGUCGACUACAGCUCCCAGCCUCAUGGACUGAAAUCCACCACCAACUACGUGGACUUUUACGCUAGCACACGGAGGCCUUCGUACAGGGCAGAGCAGUACCCCGGCUCUCCUGACUCCUGGGUAUAGGUGUGGAGAUUCAGCCCGCAGCAGAAGGGGAGCUGACAAACUUUUUUUUUCAUGAACUUUGGCUUUAUAAGUGUGUUUGUUGUAAAGUGAAUGUGAGUGUACGGACGGGGAGUUCAAACCGAGUGAUGGCAGAUGGAAAGAUGGAAUGUGUGCCAAAGAAGGAAAUCAAGGAAUGUUUUUAUUUUUGGUUUUUAAGUUAUUUUUUUUUUUAUUUUAGUAGAAGAUGAUGGAAUCACGCCGGGGGGGGGGGGUGUCUGACGAUAUGUGACACUAGCGUGAGGAGACGUGCGUCCCGCUCUGUCUAGAUAGUUAGUUUUAUUUUCUUUAUGAAACUAUUAGCUGUGAUAGCAUGAUGAAAGGUGUGAGUCAUGUGCGCGAAGGUCCGCGGUAAGAGUCAAGACGGGGGAAUGUGUAUGUGCCGAAGCCAAAAUGGAUCAUGAACUCAUAUCUGUGUAAAACAACAAAGAAAAAAAGAAGAAGAAAAAAAAAAGAUAGUAAACUAAUGUUAGAUUGUACAGAGGGAUCAAAAUGUACCUGUACUUAAUGUUGAAGCUGUGUAAUGCCAUGGAGUCUUGUACAUUUCUUUCAUUUUAUUGUAAAUACAGAAAAAGAACAUGUUACCUGGUUUACACUCAUCAGCACUGGUUUAAAAAAAUAAAAAAAUAAAACUUGUGCCAUGUUAAAAUCUCUAGAUAUAUAAAUAUAUGAAGAAAUAUGUGGACAAAGAUGGCAUCAUAAUACAACCAUGCUAAAAUAAUAAAAAGGUCAGUUUUGUUUUUUAAA
Acanthopagrus latus (yellowfin seabream) is the source of this 5275-nucleotide messenger RNA. Its product is annotated as plakophilin-4-like. Gene Ontology annotation, molecular function: cadherin binding. The transcript is spliced from 22 exons. Gene Ontology annotation, cellular component: nucleus; plasma membrane; adherens junction. Bases 1025 to 4492 code for a protein of 1155 amino acids. The record is from RefSeq and is a predicted model, not a curated record. Gene Ontology annotation, biological process: cell-cell junction assembly; cell-cell adhesion. Lineage: Eukaryota; Metazoa; Chordata; Actinopteri; Spariformes; Sparidae.